This is a messenger RNA of Melopsittacus undulatus (budgerigar), 723 nucleotides long. RefSeq names its product RAB3C, member RAS oncogene family (gene RAB3C). NCBI's taxonomy places the organism in Eukaryota, Metazoa, Chordata, Aves, Psittaciformes, Psittaculidae. The transcript has 5 exons. The record is from RefSeq and is a predicted model, not a curated record. The coding region runs from base 1 to 723 and encodes 240 amino acids. Gene Ontology annotation, biological process: protein localization to plasma membrane; regulation of exocytosis; protein secretion. Gene Ontology annotation, cellular component: plasma membrane; synaptic vesicle; endosome. Gene Ontology annotation, molecular function: GTP binding; GTPase activity; myosin V binding.
AUGAGGCACGAAGCGCCCAUGCAGGUCGGUCCAAGGGCCGAGGCCGAGCGACCCUCGAGGGGGAUGGCAUCCUCUCAAGAUUCCAGAUAUGGCCAGAAAGAAACAUCUGACCAGAACUUUGAUUACAUGUUCAAACUGCUCAUUAUUGGCAACAGCAGUGUUGGGAAAACCUCCUUUUUGUUCCGAUAUGCUGAUGAUUCCUUUACAUCUGCAUUUGUAAGCACGGUUGGGAUCGAUUUCAAAGUAAAAACAGUUUUCAAAAAUGAAAAAAGAAUUAAGCUACAGAUUUGGGACACGGCUGGUCAAGAGAGAUACAGAACAAUUACCACAGCUUACUACAGGGGUGCAAUGGGCUUCAUUUUAAUGUAUGACAUCACAAACGAGGAAUCUUUCAACGCUGUUCAGGAUUGGUCAACUCAAAUCAAAACAUACUCUUGGGAUAAUGCCCAGGUUAUUUUGGUUGGUAACAAGUGUGACAUGGAGGAUGAACGGGUAAUCUUCACUGAGAGAGGCAAACAUUUAGCAGAGCAACUUGGAUUUGAAUUUUUUGAAACAAGUGCCAAGGACAACAUUAAUGUCAAGCAGACGUUUGAGAGACUCGUGGAUAUCAUCUGUGACAAGAUGUCGGAAAGCCUGGAGAUGGAUCCAACCAUUGCUGCCAGCAAGCAGAACACACGGCUAAAGGACACCCCUCCACCACAGCAGCCCAACUGUGGCUGUUAA